This is a messenger RNA of Durusdinium trenchii, 2026 nucleotides long. Lineage: Eukaryota; Dinophyceae; Suessiales; Symbiodiniaceae. The record is from the annotation of a GenBank genome assembly.
AUCCGAUAAUACUUCGCGGCUGCGCCAUGUUGACUUCCUCCGCCGGAGGGAUGUCUCUGCUGGACGAGCUGAUUGCUUGUGUUCAUUAUCGAAUUCUGCUGUGCAUGGAUGAAGGGGCCCUCUCGAGCAUGGGCUCCUGCAGCCAUUCCUUACACCAAAUCGCCCGCUCGCAGGCGCUGUGGCAGCGCUUGGCCAUGUGCCGCGAUCGCCUGGCCGCCGCGCGGUUCUUGGGCAGCUUUAGCCCCGAUGCCCGGCGGCCUGUGGUGACCACCGAAGACCCCAGUCCUUAUCUCCCUUGCUCCCGCUUCGUGCCGAGCUCCAUGCACAGCGGGGCUUCCGGCGCGUUGAACGGCGAGGGCACCAUUGAUUGGAGAGAUGUGUGCCGCCAUUUGAACAAGUGCAUGGCCGAAAGACCCUGGGAAGAGGUGCCAGAAGCUUCGAACGGACGCAGCGCCGCCCUGUGGACCGACUUGACCGACGACGGGAACGGCGCAGACGACGGCGCCCCGAACGAGCCGCCGCCGACGGGAGCGACGCUGCUGGGGUCGCAGUCGCCGCACGUGUUUUGGAUCGGCGGCGACCGGCUCCUGGGUCUUGCGGGCGGCUAUUCACCGGACGUGGUCGGCGGAUCUGCCAUUCACCCGUUGAGGGAGAUCUAUUUGAUGGAUCUUCCUGACAUCUCUGACUCACACGCGACGCUCACACGGCCGGACCUCUCUGUGAAGAAGCUUGAUUGUGGCACGGCCAAUGGCAGGUUGCCGCACGGGCACCCCUCGGUGAACGGCUGCGCAUGCGACUUCGAUGCCUUGCGCUCCACGAUCUUCUUCUUCGGCGGCGGUACGCCGCAUGCAGAGGUCUACCACGCCACCAGCGCUUUGCGCUUGGAGGGCUGGGACGGGGCGAACCCCACGGCCCAGUGGCAGGUGGUGUCCUCGCCCGGCAGCAUCGAAAGUGACGAGAUCCCUUUGGCUCGACAGGGGGUCAAGGGAACGGUGUACUGUGAUGAGUUUGUGAUCUUCGGAGGGCGCUUGCAGGGCGGCCGCUGCACGAACGACGUUUGGUCCUUGAACUUGGAGGGUGAUUCCUUCUCCUCACCUCCGACCUUACCCUGGAGGCGCCUCGACUGUGAUGGUCAAGCGCCCUCACCUCGUGUUUGGCACAGCGCGUGCCAAGCAGUUCACGGCCAAUGGUUCAUCUACGGCGGGAGCACUUGGCAGUUCGAGGAGCCCGCCGAACCUCAUGACUUCAGAUCGCUCUUUGUGCUACACAUUGCGGAGAGGCGAUGGUCUUCCUUAGCUGCUGCCUCACCCACACGGCCUCCGUGGGCAGUGGCCGCAUGCCUCCUUCCGCUUGGAUGUUGUCAGCUCUUGCUGCUCGGUGGGACCUUGCCCCACAAGCUUGGAGCGACGGGACUCAAUGCUCAUUCCUUGCGGCACUGGCGAUCAUGGUACAAUCGUUUGGAUGAACCAUGGGUCUUCGACCUGCGCUCGGGCGAGUGGACGCCCCGCGGUGCUGCCGUGGCGCUCCCGUCGGACGCCGAGGACCGAGAACAGCACGUCGCAGAGGUCUACUUGCGCAGCCACUUCGCGGCAGUCUUCGUGCCGUCGCGACGGAGCGCCCUGGUCCUGGGAGGCUCCAGGUACUUCACAGGUGAAUACUUCAACGAUCUGCUCGAGUUGCAGCUCCCUUCGAGCACGUCGUCGCGAGCGAGGAGGUGCGGCUCUUCGGUGCUGGGGCGCGGCCGCCAGGAGAGCCAGCAUCCUUUGUGUGGCCCAUUCCAGGCGCCGAACGGACUGCCUCGCCAUCUCCAAGUGGCCGACGGCCGCGAAGCCUCGCUGACACGGGGCUUCGUGGGGCGUCUGCGGGGGAUGCUGCAGGAGGGCAUCAUCAGCCAGGAGCAGUUCAAUCUGAUGCGUUCGCCUGGGUGACAGCUGAGUCUCACCAAGUGAAAAACAACAUGUGGCUGUGAGGAACUUGGGAACUUCGGCGCAUCAUCUGGGACCACCAUUGCGCAAAUGCUGUUGGG